UCCCAAUCCUGGGGAGGCAUGACGGGCAGCUCAGUUAUGCGGAGCACAUGACCGCCGGCAGGUGCUUCUUUAGGCCAGCGGGGCCUCAGUUCCUCGACCGCUCCGGCCAUGAGGAGGAACCCCGUGGAUGCUCCGGCCAGGCACCGGCAGAGGAACGCAAACCAGCCUCAUUUUGCCAUAGGGAGGCCGGACAUUUCCCAUUCAAGUUUCUGGUCCUGUAUGAGGCCAAUCCCUAGACCCCAGCCCAGCUGAACCUGGGAGGAUGUGCAAGUCGUUCCCUUGAGGACUUUCCCGAAAAUCUUGCCCUGGGAGUCCCCGGGAGUCAAGGUGCCCACCACGACUCAGCAGGAAAAGACAGCAAUCGGUCAAGAGGUUGCGAAACCAGGCGACUGUGAGUUUUAGCCCCGCCUUAGGCAGGAGCCAGCGGAGUGACUUGGGACCCUCUCAGUUGUAGGAGAGGCGGGAAAGCCACAUCUGAAAGGGCGGCCAAGAGAAGCAGAAGCCACCGCUGCCGCCGCCACUCAGCAAGGAAUCUGUAGGGCAUCUUUUAUUUCCCUACACAACAUCCCUGAAGCGCACCGGAGGCGUCCGCGGCAGCAUCUCCAGGCACUCCGGGAGUCGCCCCGCCGCCCUCCUACCAUGGGCCUCCGGGAGUCGCCGUACUCUAGCCGCGUCCUCGGGGGCCUGGACACGACCGCGCGGGCCCUCAUGUUCCCCGGCUACUGGUUAGCGAGCGAAGUGCUGGCCCUGCAGCGGACCACGGGGGAGAAGCCCGGCUGCGCGCCCCACGGCCUGGAGGUGGCCGUCCGGGGGCCGCUUCUGCUGUUGCUGCUGCUGCUCUACAGCCCCGUCUCGCUGCUGGCCCUCCUGCUCUGGCUGCCCCUGCAGGGCUCCCGGCGCCCCUUCGCCUACCAGCACACCCCCGGCAGAGCCCCUCCCGAGGCGUGGGCGCUUCCUGGGCCGGCCAGGACCCUCGGCCUCCUCAGCGGGAACGUCUGCCUGCUCCCUGAGGGGCUGGCCAAAUUCAGCAAUCUCUGGCGAACACAAUGGCGGGCCAGGCACAUCGGCCAGACCCUGGUGCAAGCGGCACGAUGCUCCAUGCCCCAUGCCCCCUCUGGUGCCCCCAAUGGCCUGGCAAUUCCACACGGGCUGCUGGGACCCCCUGCCGGUGUCCUGAGCCACCCCCGGGGCGACGCUGUGGUGACCAUGGAGCUGCCCAUCGUGGAGGAGGUGGGGGCCGUGGCAGGGGAGUCCAAGGGCCCCUGUGAGAUCUCUGUCUGCUUCCCUCCAAACCUGGACAUCCUGUGCCUGCAGGAGGUCUUUGACCCCCGGGCCGCUGCCCACCUGUGCCGGUUCUUGGGCCCCCAGUUUGAGCACAUCAUCUAUGACGUGGGCACCUACGGCCUGCAGGCUUCCUCCGCUCUGAAGCUGCUGAACAGUGGACUCUUCCUGGCCAGCCGCUACCCUCUUUUGGCAGUGGAGUUCCACUGUUACCCCAACGCUGCUGGCGAGGAUGCCCUGAGUGCCAAGGGCCUGCUGUGCACACAGGUGCAGCUGGGAGCUUGCCAGGGGCGAAGGGUCAUUGGAUACCUGAACUGCACCCACCUGCAGGCCCCCGAAGCCGACGGGCCCAUCCGUCACGAGCAGCUGAGCCUCUCCCUGCUCUGGAUGCAGCUCUUCCAAGACACCCAUGCGCAGCCGGGGGACGUGGUGGCCUUCGACAUCUUCUGUGGGGACCUCAAUUUCGACACCUGCUCUCUAGGUGAUGAGAUGGAACAAAGCCACGAGAUCUUCAGCCGGUACACAGACCCCUGCCGCAUCGGUCCUCGCCAGGAUGAGCCUUGGGCCAUCGGGACGCUGAUGAACUUGCUGCACAUCUACGACGAAGCUGUGGCCACCCCAGAGAACCUGAAGAGGACGCUGGAGAAUUCAGAGGAGCGCAGGAAGUACCUGGCGGGCCCCCUCCAGGCUGAUGGCAGCGCCAGCCUCUCGGCAACCUGGCAUGAAGGGCGGCGCAUUGAUUACAUUCUUUACCGGCAACACUCGGGCCCGGGGCACCUGAAGACUGAUAUUUUGGUUGCUGUGCUUGACCUCCAGCCCUCUCCCCUUGGGGCUGGUCUCCCACCGGCCAAAGACCUGCGUGGGUGGGAACAGAAGGACAGGACUCCAGAAACCCCACCCCCAAAAAAAAUCGUGGCCAGCCUCCUUGCUAAGAUAGACGGUGGAGAAGGUCUUCUUUUUCACCCAGCUGGCCACCUGCUCUGACCACUUGCCUAUUGGACUGCAACUCCUUGUGUCUUCAGAGGUGGAGCCGGAAGAGUGACCAGGCAGCCCCAGCAUGGAAGGACUCACCAGGACCUGCACCCUUGAUCCGGGGAGGGGAAGCUGUCCGGGGCCUCUCCCUGCCGGAGCGAGAGGGAACAGUCGCUUCUCCAGAGCCAAGCCAGGCCUUCUGUGCAGGCCGAGGGGCUGGCGUGGGAGCCCUUCAAGGUUGCAGGUGCUGGAGAAGUCACCGACUCCAGGCUCUGGAUGCUGCAGAUGGUGGAAGAGAGUGUGGUUCUGGUCAGCGGGGACCUUCAGGACGACUCCGGAGUUCUGUGCCCAAGUGCCUGGACCUCUUGGUCAGCCUCUCCUCUCGGCCCUCCUAGGAAGGGCUGCAUGAAAGCCUGGCACAAGGUCAGGCUGGGAGAGACAUGGGGGGCCUGUUCCACAUCUGGGUGACAUCGGCUGUUGAACAGCUGGUGCAGACUUUGGGCUGGGGAACUGAAAUCUAUCAAAUCAUUAUUUUUUUCACAAGGCGCAACUUGAGUUUCGUAACUAUUUACCCAAACGUUGUCAGCCUCCCAAGAUAAAAAUCUCACCACACAGAUUACACAUCCUGCAUCAGGCAUGUAUAAAACUGAAUGUUUCAGCAUAACUUGAAUUGUUUCCAAGAAACUGAAAGGCCUCAAAUAUUAAUAGUUGACUGCGUUUGAGCAGACCGUUCCUGGGGUGUUCUUCAUUUGUAGCACUUUUCAGCCAUGUGAGAACUCCUUCCCUGGGCUCUCGGGGCUCCAAAGCGUCCAAAUUUCAGUGGGGAUCGGCAGGGUCGGGGGUGGCCCUGCCCCUCCAUCCCUUGUGUGCAGGAAGGCACUUCCUGGUGCUGAUGACUGUACGGAUCUUUGUUCAACCACUUGAGUAAACAUCUUUGCAACUGGUUGGCACAAAAGGCUGGUCUCUUGUGGGACAGGGUGCAGCACCCAGGCUAGGAGGGCAGCCUGCAGAACUUGAUACAGACCCCGCUGCCCCCCCCACCGGGCGUGCAAGCCAAGCGUAGAAACCCAGAGAGGGGAGAUGCAACGUGUCCACAGGAAUGAAACAUGAUGGCCCUCAGAACCUGCGGCUGCAAGGGGUGGGAAGAGUUCCAAAGCUUUUCUUUUGCUUCACUCUCUGCUCUUCUGAUUUGGGGGGGCUUUUGGGAACUCUUGAGCGCUGCCCCCACUUUCUUCCCGCCUGACAGGAUCUCUCCUAUAUUGCCUUUCCCCCCACUGAAAUCCAUAGCCCAGGAAUUGCAGUAGCCCAAUCAAAGGUUGAGCCCCAAAGCAGUGAGAAUCUGAGAGGGUCCAGUAUAUCAGUGAGAAGAAUUACAAUUCGGAAAGGGGAUCCCGGAGAGGCACAGAGAAUGGCCUCUUUGAGCCUAAGGAAACCCUGCGCGCAGACAGGUGGGUGAACCUCAGAAGGCAAGCUGAAUUCUUCCUCCAGCUGGCACGCUGCCCUGCUCCUUCUCCUGAGGUGACCCCAAAGCACAGGGAGGAGGGGGCUGAUCUCGUGGGCCCCCUCCCUUUGCUGCAGGUCCCAACAGAUAAGACAUGCGGCAGAGGCCAGACCAGCUGGGGAAACAAACAUAGCAAUUAUAGGAUUAGUAAUAAAAAAGGGGGGGGCAAUUUCUUCCCUAUCAAGAAAGCCCGGGAGAGCUCUCCAGCAUCCUCGUAGGGUAUUUCAAUUGAGUGGCUGGAACAAUAAAGUCUACAAUGGGCCAGAACACAGAGCUGUAGCUGAUUGGUUGGAGAGUGCGGGCUUCUGCAUGAGGCAAUCUGCUGUGAUUGGUUGUUGUGUGGGGUAAAGGGAGAAUUUCCUCCCCCACAUCCCUUUUUUUCUUCUGUGUGCUCUGAAUGUUGUUCUGUGAUUUACCUUGAAGAUUUACCUGAUGAUGUAAUGAUGCGCCUGUCUUGUCUGCUGUAAAUAUAGAUGUAAAAUAUAUUUAUUUAUAAAAAACUACAA
Messenger RNA from Pantherophis guttatus, 4260 nucleotides. The record is from RefSeq and is a predicted model, not a curated record. Lineage: Eukaryota; Metazoa; Chordata; Lepidosauria; Squamata; Colubridae.